CAGUACGUAACGAGAGGUCGCCUCGCGCGGUUUGGCGGCGCGAUAAAGCAACACACACAGAAAGAAGGCAAACUGAAAUAAUAGUAAAACAACGGCAACAGCAACAACGGCGCGCAACUAAAUGUAACUGUUGUUCAAAACAGAACCGAGCCAUAAAAACUGUCUGGCAACGCACGCAACAACAACAACAACAAAUUGGCUGGCAACAACAAAAAUGCCGACGACGAAGACGACGCAGCGCCAACUGUGAACCGUGCGAACUUGAAGGGGCAAAGCCGCAGCGCGGACAGCCGUGGACAGGUGCGUGAAGUCGCCCAUCAAAUCGAGCAGCACGGUUGAUUGCUCAAAAGGCCCGCUGUCAGUCGAUAAGGUAGCGCAGCGCUAGGGAUUGAGAUAAGGGCCAGCGCCUGGCCAGCGAUAUGUUGGCCACGCCCAGCGGCGGCACAGCGCCCACAAAGCCAGCAAACGACAAGCUGCCGUCGCCGUCGCAGCCGCAGCCAAUGUCAACAACGGCGAACCUCAACAAUGGCUACAUGCAGGCCAACGAGCUAAACGCCACCGCCGUCUCCCCGCUCCUGGGCCAGCAGCAGCAGCAGCAGCAGCAGCAACAGUUGCAGCAGCAGCAGCAGCCGCCGCAAAAUAAGCUGCCAACUGUUGUAUUCCUUAGCCCGGAUGGCAGCGGCGCCGUGGGCAGCGCUCUGCAGCGGAACGUGCCCGGCCCGGCUGCGGCGGCGCCUUCGCCGUCUGUUGCCAGCGACUGGCUGCUGCUGAAGGAGGCGCAACAGCGACGCCGUCUCCUGGUGCUGGCCAUUGCCUUCACCGUGCUGGGCGCCGCAAUUGGCGCCCUCGCCAUCUACUUUGCCAGCGUGCAUCAGCGUUGCCAGCGCCAUCAGCGCAACGACCUACAGGAUGCAGGCGAUGGCAGCUUGAACGGCUUGGAGGGAUCCGGACGCAGGAGCCAGGACGACGUCUGCCUGACACAGGAAUGCGUGCGAACAGCUGCUUCAUUGCUGUCCGCCAUGGACUUAACUGCGGAUCCGUGCGAUGAUUUCUUUCAAUAUGCGUGCGGCACAUGGAAUAAAUUGCAUCCCAUACCCGAGGAUCGCAGCUCGAUCAGCACCUUCGAGGUGCUCUCCGAUCAACAGCAGCUGGUGUUACGUGGCGUCCUCGAGGAACCGAUCGAUGAACGCGACAAUGCGGCUACCGUCAAGGCGAAGACCUUCUACAAGAGCUGCAUGGACAUACCCCAGAUACGCAAGAUCGGCGCUGGUCGCCUGAAGCAGGUGCUCCGCUCGCUGGGCGGCUGGCCGGUGAUCGAGUCCAAUUGGCAGCCGCCCGCCGAGCUGUCCGUGGAGCAGCUGAUGGGCAGGCUGCGGCUCAACUACAGCGAGUCGGUGCUGAUCGAGCUGUACGUGGGCGCGGAUGACAAGAACAGCUCGGUGAACAUCAUACAGAUGGAUCAGCUGCAGUACGCGCUGCCGUCGCGCGACUAUUACCUGAAGCCGAGCAGCGUCAACGAUCGCCAGGCUUAUCACAAGUACAUGACCCAGAUCUCGCUGCUGCUGGGCGCCAAUCCGGCCACAGCCGCGGCCGAGCUGCAGCAGGUGGUGCAGUUCGAGACGCAGCUGGUGAAUGUCUCGCUGGCGGAGGCGGAUCGCCACGAUACGAGCGCCGUCUACCGCAAGCUGUUGCUGCCGGAGCUGCAGCAGCUGGUGCCGGAGCUCGACUGGAGCGUCUAUCUGCAGACGGCCUUGGGCGCGGACAUACAGCUGCAGCCGGAUGAGCCGCUGGUCACCUACGGCCUGACCUAUCUGACCGAAAUGGGUCGCAUACUGAAGCAAACGGAUCGCCGGGUGGUGCACAAUUAUAUGCUCUGGCGUCUGGUCAUGUCGCUGAUGACGCACAUGAUCGACGAGUAUCAGCGGGAGCGUGUCGAGUUCCGUAAGAUUCUGAUGGGCAUACAGUCGGAGCGUACUCGCUGGUCCCAGUGCGUCGAGUGGACCAAUAAGAAGCUGGGCGUCGCCGUUGGCGCACUCUUCAUACGGGACAACUUCAAUCAGGAUAGCAAAGAGGUCGCCCUGGAGAUGAUACACAACAUAAGGGCGGCAUUCAAUGAGCUGCUCGCCGAGAAUCAUUGGAUGGACGACGAGACGCGCGCCGUCGCCAAAGAGAAGGCGGACUCGAUGAACGAACGCAUCGGCUAUCCGGAGAUUCUCACCAAUGUCACCGAACUGGAGCAGGAGUAUGUGAAUCUAACGAUCGUGCCGGAUAAUUUUAUUGACAAUGUGCUGAGCAUUUUGCAAUGGGAGUCGGAGAAGCUGCUGAAUCUGUUGCGCCAGCCGGUGGACAAAGAGAAAUGGACCACAGAGCCGGCGGUGGUCAAUGCCUUCUACAAUCCCAACAAGAAUGAUAUAGUGUUCCCCGCGGGCAUUUUGCAGCCCUUGUUCUACAGUCAACAUUUUCCCAAAUCGCUCAACUAUGGCGGCAUCGGCGUGGUGAUCGGGCACGAGAUCACCCACGGCUUUGAUGACAAGGGGCGGCAGUUCGACAAGGAGGGCAACAUGAUGCAGUGGUGGAAUAAUGCCACAAUCGAGGCAUUCCGGGAGCGCACCCAAUGCGUCAUCGAUCAGUAUUCGCGCUACAAGAUCAACGAGGUGAACAUGUACAUGGACGGCCGCAUGACCCAGGGCGAGAACAUAGCCGACAAUGGCGGCCUCAAGCAAUCGUUCCGGGCCUACAAGAAGUGGGAGAAGCUGCAUGGACGCGAGCUGCUGCUGCCGGCGCUGAAUAUGACGCACGAUCAGCUAUUUUUUCUCAACUAUGCGCAAAUCUGGUGCGGCAGCAUGCGGCCGGAGGAUGCGCUAACCAAGAUCCGAUCCUCGGUGCAUUCGCCGGGCUUUGUACGCGUCCUGGGGCCGCUCUCCAACUCGCGAGACUUUGCGCAUGCCUACAGCUGUGCCGUGGGCACCACCAUGAAUCCGGCGAACAAGUGCAGCGUUUGGUAGUCGUGAUCGCGAUCGCGAUCGCUAGGUCACGGUCGUGAUCGUGAUCGGGCUCUUGGUCGUGAUCGCCAGCAAAGAGGUUGCGGUCACGAUCGAGAUCUUGGUCAUGCACACGAUCACAAGGUUUUGAUCAUAGUCCAAAUCGGGGUCAUGAUCACGCUCAAUGUCGUGUUGAUGAUCAUGAUCGGGUUCUCGAGAUCUUGAUCGUGAACACGAUCAGGCUCUUGCUCAGGAUCAUGGUAUUGGAUGCGUGAUCACGAUCAAGCUCAAGGUCUUGGCCAUCAUCUCCACAGCACACGCUGGAUCAUGCUCACGAUCACGGUUAUGAUCAUGCUUUGCAUAAGUCUAUUUUUAUAUAUAUACAAAUUAUAUAUAUACAUAUAUAUAUAUUUAUAUUUAUAUAUCGUAUAAUACUGCAUCAUCAAAUGAAGGGCGUCUAAUUUUUUUCUCCAUUGUUGUUGUUUUUUCUCGUGUGAUUAUUUUUGUU
Drosophila novamexicana is the source of this 3489-nucleotide messenger RNA. RefSeq names its product neprilysin-1 (gene Nep1). The transcript is spliced from 9 exons. Bases 420 to 3005 code for a protein of 861 amino acids. The record is from RefSeq and is a predicted model, not a curated record. Gene Ontology annotation, molecular function: metalloendopeptidase activity. NCBI's taxonomy places the organism in Eukaryota, Metazoa, Arthropoda, Insecta, Diptera, Drosophilidae. Gene Ontology annotation, cellular component: plasma membrane. Gene Ontology annotation, biological process: protein processing.